Messenger RNA from Homarus americanus (American lobster), 1927 nucleotides. It is a transcript of the gene RNaseX25, whose product is annotated as ribonuclease Oy-like. Gene Ontology annotation, molecular function: RNA binding; ribonuclease T2 activity. Gene Ontology annotation, biological process: RNA catabolic process. NCBI's taxonomy places the organism in Eukaryota, Metazoa, Arthropoda, Malacostraca, Decapoda, Nephropidae. The transcript has 7 exons. Bases 74 to 841 code for a protein of 255 amino acids. The record is from RefSeq and is a predicted model, not a curated record. Gene Ontology annotation, cellular component: extracellular region.
GUUAGCCGCUUGGGCGGUCGGUUACGUCUCUGAUACGCAGUAUUGUAUUGCCCUUUACUUGCUGCAGUCCACCAUGAAGUUAGUGUUAACUUUAGCGCUGGUUCGAGCUCUUCUUGUACAUGCCAGAUCUUCAUGGAUCGUUGGAUGGGAUGUGCUAAUAUUUACACAGCAGUGGCCAAUAACCAGCUGCAUCAGUCAUUUAGAACAAAGUUCUAAAGCAACAUGCAAUCUUUACCCAAACAUGACUUCUUGGACAAUUCAUGGCAUAUGGCCCACCAAACUUGGAACCAUUGGCCCAAAUUAUUGUAACAAAUCAUGGAGUUUUGAAGAGGCACAGAUUAUAGAUAUGGAGCCAUAUUUAAUUAAGUAUUGGGGCAACAUAUAUGGUGGUGAAACUCGCACAUCUCUCUGGAAACAUGAAUGGACAAAGCAUGGCACAUGUGCAGCUCAACUUCCUUCUCUAAAUUCUGAGAAGAAAUAUUUUGAGAAAGGUUUAGAGUGGGUUACCCAUUAUGAUUAUGUGGCUGUUUUGAGCAAGCAUAACAUAUUCCCUGAUGAUGUCAAGACCUAUAGCCGUAAUGAUAUCUAUAUUGCUAUCAAAGAUAUGUUUGGAGUUGAACCAGCCAUUAACUGCAUUUAUAACAAGAAAACCAAACAACAUGAAUUGUCACAGAUCAAGUUAUGCUUUGACCAAUCUUUACACUUGGUGGACUGUGAUGGAAUUAUUGGUUAUAAUGAAGAAAUUAUUGGAAACUGCCCACAGCUUGGAAUUACAUAUCCUGCAUCAGUUAGGACAGGGGGAAAGGAAUACAGUUACUCCCGCAAGUUGGCAAAGUUCUGAACCCAGCGUUGGGAGGAUGCACAAGCAACUUGUGUUUCCUGGCCGUGUCAUGCUCUGAUGAUGGUCUAUUCUCUCAUGUGGAUUACUCUCUAGACAGGAAUUUGACUUUUAGUAAAAACUUUUCUUCCAUCUUUAAUAACUGUCAGAUUUUUUAUUUUUUAUUUUUACAAUUUAGGACAGAUUUCUUAAACAUUUCAAUUUAUUUAAUACUGAUAAAUAAUGACAUGUUAUGAACUUGUACUGCUUAUACAAUAACAGGAAACUUCUAAAAUUUAUUUGUUAAAUUGUCUUUCAGACAAUAUCAUGUAAAGACUGUGUUCAUAAACCAUUAUACAGUAAUCUUAAGAUGAAAUACAAUACCUGUAAAUUCAUUUUUAAGCUAGAGUUAUCUUAGCCACUUAAUUUAAUAGCUAAUUUAUUAUUAUUAUUAUUUAAUGUUGGUUCAGCAUUAUAAAGACUAUGAAUGAUAGGGUUGUUGAAAUAUUAACAUGUACAUUUUACAAAUAGAACUUUUUCAUUUCUAUUUCAAUUAAAUUUUCAAGUACUGUACCAGUAUUAAAGCUAGACGCAUAGGUAGUGGCUACUGUAUAUCAGUAGGAUAGAAAAUGUGUUAGUAAAGACAAACUUAUCUCAGUCAUGUAGUUUACUAGGUAAAUGGUAGGAAAUAAUGACUGAAGUUAUGAUAGUUGCAAGGAUGCUAAUGGUACUUGUCACUUGUUGACUUACAAUCUUCUGUCAUUUUUUUAUUAACAAUGGCUUUAUUUUAUGACCUAAGGGACCUCAUUAGUGACUAGGUGAAAUCCAGCCAGUAAGUACCAUAAGGUAGAAUCUGGUAAACUCCUACAGGUUUAUUUCCUUAAUGGCCAAGUAAACCAUCUUUUAGAUAAUGUUUUUCUGUUAACCAGAGUCAAUAUAUAAUUUUUUCCCAUAACUCUUAACUAUUGCCAGAUCUACAGGUGGUUUUAUUAGCUAGAGAGGUUUCAAGUCAAGAGUUUAACUUAACACUCAAGGAUUCUCUACACUAAAACAGGUUCUUAUAUCCAUCCAGAUCCACAUUUCUUGUCGUAAAAUAAAAGAAUUAAUAUA